UUAAAGAAGGAGAUCUAACCCAAGAAAAUAGCUACUCUUUUCCUUUUUUAGGGAGUUGACAAUUUACAAAUCAUUGCUUUUUCUCUCUUUCCAUAACCGUCUAACUAUAAUCCUACAUAUAGUUGACUUCUCGUCCAUAACCAUUUUUUUUUGUUUAUGAGGAAUUCUCUCGUUUUCUCUUAAGGAAGAAGAACAAGAAGAAGAUUAUAGUUUGAUUUUAUUUAGUUCUUCGAAUUUCUAAAUGUUUAAGACAUUUUCUAUGUCCUCCCGAAUGGGAAGAGACUUGCAAAGAUACAAUGAAGGUUGUCGUCAGGUUGUUGGAUGCAUUCCUUAUAGAUACAGAGAAACUAACGAGUCAUCUUUCAAUAAUGGGGCCAGAAUUGAUGAUUUAGAGUUUUUAUUGAUCAGCUCACAGAAGAGUCCAAGAGUAAUGUUCCCUAAGGAGGUUACGGGUUCGAGCCAUGAAAAUAGCCUAUUGCAGAAAUGCAGGGGGGGUUGGGAAAUUGAUGAGUCAUUAAAAGAUGCAGCUUUACGAGAGACCUUUGAGGAAGCUGGGGUUCUAGGCGAGGUUGAGGUUCAGGACUAUUUAGGUACAUGGAGUUUCAAGAGCAAAAGCCAAGGCACAUUUCAUGAGGGGCACAUGUUGCCUUUGCUUGUUACUGAGGAAUUAGAUGAUUGGCCUGAGAAAACUGCCCGUCGACGUUUCUGGAUGAAAUUUAAUGAAGCUAGGGAAGUAUGUUGGCAUCCAUGGAUGAAGGAAGCUUUAGAUGUAUUUGCUUCUAAGCUUGCAAACAGAAACAAAGAAGAGCCUCAGACAUCAUGCCCUUUCGAGGAAUUGCCAGAUAAAACAAUGACAAACAUUGAUACUGAAGUAGCUAACCAAAUGUACAAUGAUGAAACAAGAAUGGAAGCUGAAGUUAAUCCGUUGACAUGUGAAGAACCAAGCAUAAACCCAGUCUUCGACGAUGAACAGAUAAUUAGCACUGUAGCCGAUUCCAUGCUCAACGAGACAUUGUUCAGUGAAGAACUUGGAAUUAGCCAUGUAGCUGCACCAAUGUUCAAUGAAAGUAAAAGAAUAAGUAUUAUCGCUCACAGCUAGCAACGAAAGAAAAAGGAGAAACGUCAGCAAGCUUAAGAAGCAUUAGAGGCGAAUCUAGAAUUUAGACAUUGUGGGUUCUGAGGUAAGGGAGUUGGUUCUGAAAUGUAUAUCAUUCUAUUUUCACACAUACAUAUAUAGUUAGCACCGGUUCUGCCAAACGUGGUGAACUAGUCAUUUGAUCCGCCACUGAGAAACAAACUAGGCAUUGUACCUUGAACCAAGGAUGAAGAUAGGAUGCCUAUCAGUAGAAUUCUCAAGGUGCCAGGAACCAAGAAUGAAGAUAGCAUGUGUAAAAUGUAAAUAGAUUAGGAACUUAAGGGUACAUAGUCUUUCUUUUGUUCCUUGUUGUAAAUACUCCCUGACCAAUAUAUUAUGAAUGUAGAGACUGACAUAUUAUUUAUGGUUUUA
Nicotiana tabacum (common tobacco) is the source of this 1507-nucleotide messenger RNA. Its product is annotated as nudix hydrolase 17, mitochondrial. Gene Ontology annotation, cellular component: cytoplasm; nucleus. Gene Ontology annotation, molecular function: pyrophosphatase activity. The record is from RefSeq and is a predicted model, not a curated record. NCBI's taxonomy places the organism in Eukaryota, Viridiplantae, Streptophyta, Magnoliopsida, Solanales, Solanaceae.